Spodoptera litura is the source of this 3030-nucleotide messenger RNA. RefSeq names its product F-box and leucine-rich repeat protein 7 (gene Fbxl7). Gene Ontology annotation, cellular component: SCF ubiquitin ligase complex. Gene Ontology annotation, molecular function: protein binding. The record is from RefSeq and is a predicted model, not a curated record. Gene Ontology annotation, biological process: SCF-dependent proteasomal ubiquitin-dependent protein catabolic process. NCBI's taxonomy places the organism in Eukaryota, Metazoa, Arthropoda, Insecta, Lepidoptera, Noctuidae.
CGCGCGCGCAGGAGAAACCGUGCGCUUUGCAUUCAACACUCAGUUGUAAAGCAACUUUAGAGGUCAUCAAACGCUUUAUAGGGACCCCUUAUAACUUCACACGUCAAAUUAUUUUGACAUAUUUAACAAAACUCGACGAAUAUAACUGAGUUGAAACGUUCCCCAGUGCUGCAGAACAAGUUAAAAGUGCCGUAAUAGUUAAGUGCUACUUGAAAGUUGUCAUAGUGCUAAGAACAUUGUCAUCCCGGUUCCGACGUGUUAAGUUUCGGUUAAGUUGGUUCAAGUUGAGGUUCAAUUAAGCUAGUGUUAAGUGAAACUAUGAGUGGUUGUGAGUUUAGUGAUUGAUACCGGCUUGUGUUGGAUAUGGAAGGAUUGGUCGGCAGUUGAAAAUGUGGGAAAACAUCUCUUACGUCAAAUCUGUGAGGAAAAAGGGGACCAGUGUAUAGGGUCUCGUCAUGUCAAGCGGUAGUUGUUCGGGGCCCGGCGUGUGCGGGGGUGCCCGACGUAGGCCCCCUCCACCGCCAGAGCCAGCCCUGUCUCUAGCUGCCGACCUUAGCGAGCUCAGUCUCGACCAGGGCUACCACACCCUCGCCGACUGCGGCCCACCGAGAAGAAGAAGGGAUAAUACUCUUAAUGAUGCCUUGUGGUUGAAGAUUUUAUCUUACCUUGAGGUAUCAGACCUCUGCCGAAUGUCUCGAGUAUGUCGACGAUGGGCGAGGCUCACCACACGUCUGAUCACGAGACCCGAAGCUUGGAAGAAGGUCAGAGCAGCAGGUCCCUUAGAGAUCGCAGCCAGAUGUGCUGGAGCGCGGGCAGGUCCUUGCGUCAAUUCUGUCAAGGAAUGGCGGUCAAAAAACUGCGCGGUAACAAUAGCGAGUGCCCAGCUGCUGGCGGCCACGUUCAGAAACCUGACACACUUGGCUGUGACGGGAUCCAGUAGCAUGGACGCCAGAGCCAUGGCGCCCCUCAUCACAGACCUCACGGAUUUGAGGCAUAUAGACCUCACAGGUUGUCCAAACGUGGACUGGCCAGACUGGGCGUGGUUGGAGACGCGGCUGGCGACCCGAAGACCUCCCGUGGAGUAUAUAGACCUCACGGACUGUGGGUCAGUGACGGACGCUGGACUCUGCGCGUUACUGCACACCUGCCCUUCUCUGCAGUAUUUGUACCUUAGGAGAUGUACUCUAGUCACAGAUGCAGGCGUUCGGUGGAUCCCAUCGUACUGCGCGUUAAAAGAGCUCAGUGUGUCCGACUGUACAGGUGUCACGGACUUCGGGCUGUAUGAGCUGGCGAAACUAGGGCCGGCACUACGAUACCUUUCUGUCGCUAAGUGUACACAGGUCUCAGACUCAGGUGUCAGAACCUUAGCACGGAGGUGUUACAAGCUCCGCUACCUAAAUGCUCGAGGAUGUGGCGCACUUGGAGACGACGGUGUGGAAGCCAUAGCCAGAGGUUGUUCUAGGCUUAGAGCCCUCGAUCUAGGCGCUACCGAUGUCUCCGAGGCUGGGUUACAGAUCCUAGCACGAUGUUGCCCAAACCUCAAAAAGCUGGCCUUACGAGGUUGCGAGCUGAUCGGAGACGAUGGUUUAGAAGCCGUUGCCUAUUACUGCAGAGGGCUGACCCAAUUGAACAUCCAGGACACACCAGUGACGUUACGAGGGUACAGAGCGGUGAAAAAAUAUUGCAAGCGAUGUGUUAUUGAGCAUACCAACCCUGGAUUCUGUUGAAGAGUUAGUUCAAGAUAUUUUGGUCUUGAAACGGGAGUUAGAAAAUUUAAGUCCCAGAAGACAUUUUCUGGAUGUAUUUUGGAUGUACCUACUGACUUAAAUUAAAAUGUCUUCUGAUUGAAGCACUUAGCUCACGAGGGCAGAAAGGCAUUUUUGCAGACAUUUUCGAUGAAGAAUAUGCUUUUAGUAAUUAAGGUUCUUCUGUCAUUCUGUACCAUUCGAUGGUUGACUGGUUAGACUCAUUAAAUAAAUCCAUUUCUGCACUUAGUGUAGAAUGUAUAAUUGUAGUGUUCAGCAAACGAAAGUUUAGACUUUGCCAUACAAAAAAGGAUCAUAUUUGUGGAGGCAAACGAGUGCAGUUCGUUUUUUAAUAUUGAAUAUUUAAACAUAUUGAUGUCGCCUAUCACCUUGUCUGAAAGAUCUUGGUGAUAGAGAUGAAUCAGAUGUUUCGGUUUAAAUACCUUUCCUAUUUUCGUAUGUAUGUAUUAUAAAUGAGUAUGUAAAAUGUUAGGUAGGUACUAAUAUAGUUUUAUAUAAAUGUAAAUGCUUUAAAUAUAAAAUAACUGAAUAAGGUAAAGUUUUAAUGUAAUUUUAAUAGUUUGGAUUGUAUUUAUGUACAGGGUACAAAAUUUAUUUGGAUUAAGAAGAAAAUUGUAGGUCGAUAAUUUAAUGAGAAAUAAAAUAGAAAAUAUAACAUUGUCAUAGCAAAAUAUUUUUCUGUAUUUUUCACUCUGAGUCAAAUAAUUACGAAAGAAUAUUAGCAAUUUAUUGGAUGUUUCUGAAUUUAUUUCAAUAUGCAAAAAUAGUAGAUAAUUUUUGUAAAAGAAUUUUAUUUUAUAACAAAAUGUAAAAAAUUUGGACAAAUAAUGUGCCAUAGAAUAUAUUUUGUGCUAAAUUAGAUUAAAAUUACAAUCAAACAGUACAAGUUUGGACAUUAAAUUAAAUGUAAGUUGAUUUUACUAGCAAAAACAACUUAAUUUACAGAUACAUCAACUGAUUUUGAACUUUAUCAAGUAUGAUUUAUAGUAGUUAAUAAAAUAAGUAACAGCUACAAAACGUAUACAAAUAUUUCAAAGUACAUUCCAAAUUCUACACAAGCGCCCUCUACUGACAUCGAAAAUAUGAGUGAAACUUUUCUAUUACUAGAACUAAAGUCGUUUUUGCUAUUAGAAACAACAUUAAACUUAUAAAUAUGUAAUUAAAGCUGAUAUCUUCAAAAGAUAUGGCGACUUAGUAUAAAUAAUUUCUCUAUUAACUGAAUUGCCAUUGUUGAUUUAGUGUUUAUUAUUAAAUUAUAUUUUUU